This is a messenger RNA of Clupea harengus (Atlantic herring), 651 nucleotides long. Its product is annotated as nuclear factor 7, ovary-like. The record is from RefSeq and is a predicted model, not a curated record. NCBI's taxonomy places the organism in Eukaryota, Metazoa, Chordata, Actinopteri, Clupeiformes, Clupeidae. The transcript is spliced from 3 exons. Bases 1 to 609 code for a protein of 202 amino acids.
AUGGACGGACUAGCUGAAUUCACUCUUUGGCUGUCCUGUCUUGCUGUAGUUCCUGUGGUUCUGGACCCAAACACGGCCCACCGGUUCCUCCACCUGUCUGAGGACCUGAGCCGGGUCUGGGACAGCGGAACCAGCACCGACCUGCCCGACACCCCUGAGCGGUUCUGGGAGUACGAGGAGGUUCUGGGUUCCGAGGGCUUCUGCUCCGGGAGGCGUCGCUGGGACGUGGAGGUGGGCGGGGCUGAGAUCUGGAUAGUGGGUGUGGCCAAGGAGUCAUGUGAGAGGAAGGGGAAGUGCAAGACGGUGCCAGAGGAGGGGUUCUGGGUAAUCCACCACAGAGAGGGCAGGUACAGCGCUCUCACAUCAACAGACGUGAACAUUCCGCUCCAGACUGACCAGAAGCUCCAGAGGAUCCGGGUGGAGCUGGACUGGGAGAGGGGUCAGGUGACCUUCUCCAACCCUGACGACGGCACGCACUUACACACCUACACACACUUACACACCUACACACACACCUUCACAGAGAGGCUCUACCCGUACUUCUACACGCAGUGUAAACAGCCACUGAAGAUCCUGCCCGUCCAGGUCUCUGUUUGUGUGAGCGUUUGAUCUGGUUGAGGUUGUAAAUGCACACACACACACACACACACA